Messenger RNA from Peromyscus maniculatus bairdii (prairie deer mouse), 5416 nucleotides. NCBI's taxonomy places the organism in Eukaryota, Metazoa, Chordata, Mammalia, Rodentia, Cricetidae. The record is from RefSeq and is a predicted model, not a curated record.
AAGUUUGGCUCUGGCGCUGCAGAGGGAGGGGGCGGCCCGGCCCGGCCCAACUCUGCCCCCGGCCGGCCCGACCCCGGCCCCGGCCCCCGGACAAGCCCUUAUCUGAUCCCAGCUCGGGGUUUAAGAGUCUUGGCCCUGCCCGUCGCGCAGCUCCGCUCGUCACUCCUGCCCGCCCCAUCUGUUCAUCUGUCCGGCUGCCGGGUGGUCCAUUCCUGCAGCAUCUCCACCUCCGAGCCAAGAUGACAUCAGUCGCCAAGGUCUACUACAGUCAGACGACUCAGACAGAAAGCCGGCCCCUCGUGGCCCCAGGGAUACGUCGGAGGAGGGUCCUGACGAAAGACGGCCGCAGCAACGUGAGGAUGGAGCAUAUUGCGGACAAGCGUUUCCUCUACCUCAAGGACCUAUGGACGACCUUCAUUGACAUGCAGUGGCGCUACAAGCUUCUUCUCUUCUCCGCGACCUUUGCAGGCACCUGGUUCCUCUUUGGCGUGGUGUGGUAUCUGGUGGCCGUGGCCCAUGGGGACCUGUUGGAGCUGGGACCCCCUGCCAACCACACCCCUUGUGUGGUGCAGGUGCACACACUCACUGGGGCCUUCCUCUUCUCCCUCGAGUCCCAGACCACCAUUGGCUACGGCUUCCGCUACAUCAGUGAGGAGUGCCCUCUGGCCAUCGUGCUUCUUAUUGCCCAGCUGGUGCUCACCACCAUUCUUGAAAUCUUCAUCACAGGUACCUUCCUGGCAAAGAUCGCCCGGCCCAAGAAGAGGGCCGAGACCAUCCGUUUCAGCCAGCACGCCGUGGUCGCCUCCCAUAACGGGAAGCCUUGCCUAAUGAUCCGAGUUGCCAAUAUGCGGAAGAGUCUCCUCAUUGGAUGCCAGGUGACGGGCAAACUGCUUCAGACCCACCAGACAAAGGAGGGUGAGAAUAUUCGGCUCAACCAGGUCAACGUGACUUUCCAAGUGGACACGGCCUCGGACAGCCCCUUUCUCAUUCUACCCCUGACCUUCUACCACGUGGUGGACGAGACAAGUCCCUUGAAAGAUCUCCCCCUCCGCAGUGGGGAGGGGGACUUUGAGCUGGUGCUGAUCCUCAGUGGGACAGUGGAGUCCACCAGCGCCACCUGUCAAGUUCGCACUUCCUACCUGCCGGAGGAGAUCCUCUGGGGCUAUGAGUUCACGCCCGCUAUCUCGCUGUCAGCCAGUGGCAAAUACGUCGCUGACUUUAGCCUUUUUGACCAGGUUGUGAAAGUGGCUCCCCCUGGUGGUCUCCGUGAUAGCACUGUCCGCUACGGAGACCCAGAAAAGCUCAAGUUGGAAGAAUCAUUAAGAGAGCAGGCUGAAAAGGAAGACAGUGCCCUUAGUGUGCGCAUCAGCAAUGUCUGACUUCCUGGUCUCUCCUCCCCAGCCCUUUGGCCUUUUCCUCUUUCAGUGCCUUGGGAAAAGGAGACUAUCUGGGUUCCCUGGAGAACCCCAGAAGCACCCAUCCUCUACUUCCCCUUCCUUAACCCAGUGGCCUGUCAGUAGUCCAGACCAACUGGAGUCCUACGUUUCCCUCUCGCUGUCCCCUCGCGCCUUCCUCUACUACUAUGCCAAGUACACGACUCUUAAGCCAGGAUGGGGGAAGGAGAGGGAAGAUUAGGCUGAAAUGGCUUGGAAGGCCUCAGCCAUGCUUGGAGAUUCACAUUCGGAGGACCAUGUGAUUGGAUGGCUAGACUCCCCCCAACUACCCACUACUAGGAAGUGUGAUGACUUGAGACCCGAGCCCCUCAGUCUCUGUUUCCAGCUAGUAAGUCCCCUAAGGCAAAGCUCUCUUGGAGAGUCACUCGAUGGACUAUGCUCUCGGAAAUAAAGGAAGCUGAAAUCAGUUUUCCCGGGGCUCUCUACCAAAUCCUGAAGAAAGAAGCCAGGGUUUGCCAUGGUGUAUUUCAUUUCAGCUGGUAACUCCUGACAUAACCUAGACUUUUGCUCACCGGCUCGUUUCCCCUUCCCAGUUCUCAAGUGGACCUUCUCAGGAUUCUCAGUUCUCCCUCAGCCUCUGUUCCCACAGAAUUGGGGCUGACCUGAGAAACGUCAACAGCCACCACCCCUCCUGCACCCAUUCUGGGUUCUGAGGAAGUCAGUUUUAGAACUAUUGUCCAAAACUCUGGCCCUGUCCUGAAAAGAUUUCUUUUACUGUGUCCUGUGAAUGGGAAAACCUUAGCCAAUGAGCUAGCGCUCUCUCUCUCUCUCUCUCUCUCUCUCUCUCUCUCUCUCUCUCUCUCAAAAUAUUUUUUGAGACAGGGCCUCACUAUGUAGCUCUGGCUGUCCUUGAACUCACUCUGUAGACCUGGCUGGCCUGGAACUCACAGAAAUCCACUUGCCUCUGUUUCCCGAGUGCUGGGAUUAAGGUGUGAGCCACUAUGCCCUGCCGCCAAUGCUCUCUAAGUCCAGCGCUCAGGACCCAUGACAAUAUCUAAAACCACUCCAGAUUACACUGUACAGGGCUCCCCUUCUUCCUUUCCUAUCCAUCCCAGACCCUUCACCCCUUCACCCAAGCUUUUGAAGAAUGACAGGGAAACACAGUCAUUUCCUUUCUUAACACCGAUCCAUUAAAACUAGUCACACACACACACACACACACACACACACACACACACACACACACACACACGUCACAGGGCACAGAUUCCCCAGGAAAGUUGAACUGACUUCUCAGAUUUGCAGAUUGCUAUGCAGAGCCUCUGGGAAUUUGUGAUGUUUUUGUUAAGGUUUGGACUGAAGCAGAGCUCGGGCUGACAGCCACUAUUUUGUUACAUCUCCUGUGCCCUUCUGAAAAGUGCCAGCUCUUUUAUGAGGCGAUGAGGAGAGGGGAGGAACUUACAUUCUGAUCUCAGCCAUUCUGACACGGCAUACAAUGAUGAAAGUCAGGGUCACCUCUACUCUGCCAACGGGCCAGUUUCAGGCAAGUUAAAAAGACAAGAUCAGACCCAGGCCAUUCCUGCUUCUCUGGUGAGGACCGUGGCCAGGGUCAGGGAAGGGCAUCAUCAGCACCAGGUCCUGUUCUAAAGCCCAAAGCACAAGCGAGUUCUGGCUCCACUUAGGUACACAGGAACCCCCACAAGGUGGUUUAGCAGGAAUGCCAGCAGGGAUGACAUAAUUGUUGAUUUAGGGUGGACUUGACAAAUGAUGACAAGCUACACACUUCCACAGAAUGUAUACACGCAUCUGUGCAAAGCCUUGAGGAGAAACCAGGAGGUCCUGAGGCUGAACACACCUCAGCUGUGCACGGUCCUCUUAACAGUGGUCUUUCCUUGAACUCAAUUAACGGUGGCUUGAAAAUGAAGAGCCUUCGCUCAGCUUCUUCUUACUGUAAAAACUCUCCACUGUCCUUAAACUCCCAUCAAGACGAGAACCAGAAGAACCUGAACGUCUGAGACAAAGAGCAGCAGGCGAAGAGCCAGCUUCCGUGGUUACAAAUACACCCAACGCUGUACUUACCCCGUGCUGGUCGGUGUGCAAGGACCAAGUGUACUGCGUGUGUCUCUUCUCACCCACUGGCAAUUUUUCCUCUGUCUGGUUUCUUCUGCACAGUGCUGCUUCUCCCCUGAAGGAAUUACUCUCUUCCCAGCCCCUUGCCUAAGGCCCAGCUCUCCUCAGAUUCUUGGAUAACAACGAGAGAAGAGAACACUUUCUGCCUUAACCCUUUUUGAACUUCCUCUGCAACCCCAGGCUUUUCCCCUAAGCUGCACUUUAAAACCAUGCCGCCCUGUUAAUUCAGAGUGGCACCCUUCUCCCAGAAGCCCAGUGCUCUGCAUGCAACCACCCCCACCCCCAAUUCUAAGUGGUUCUUCGGAUCACAGCCUGGGUCCCCUGACCUGGAAUCCCUUUUCAGGGUAUAGGACAAGCUUUCCUAGCAGCUGGGGCUGAUGAGAAAUGGGUUCCCAGUCUGUAGCAGCUGUAGAUUUGGAACGUCAGGAGGGUAACAGGUGAGGAUUUUAGGUGGGGUGGGAGAUUUCAGGUGGACAAAACAACCCAUGGGGAGGGAUAUCUAGAGUGUGAAAAUGAGAAAGAUGAGGCUAAGGGACCUAGUGAUGAACCCCAGAGUCUUACUUAUGACUGACACAGAAAAGGGUGGAAACUUGGGAAAUUGGGAUAUGAUAUAUAUGUUUAUCUGAGAAAAACAGAGAUAAUAUAUUGAGAGAUAUGUAUAUAGAUGUACAUAUACCCAAAUAUAUGGAAUGUACAGAAGGAAGUACUCAGACUUUAGCAAAGGGACAAAUAUCUUGCCUUGGUUUUAUGGAGUAGGAUACCUGGAUUUUCUGUGUUAUGGUCAGCAGAGCAGUGAGAGUAGCUGAUGGUUUUAAGUUUGAUUGAUGGAAAUGGGAGGGCCAGUCCUGUCCCUUUCAUAAAUAAAGGAGCACCCAUUGAGGUCUGAUGGACCUGUGCUGAUAGGACAAGAGAGGAGCCAGGAGGAAAUGGGGCAAGGAAAUGCCCUACCCACAAAGAUCUAGGAGAACCUACCACUCACACUGUUUUACCUAUCCCCGGCAAUAACAUGCCACUGAAUAACUUCUAAAGCAAGCAAGCAAGCAAGCAAGCAAGCAAGCAAGCAAGCAAGCAAGCAAGCAAGCAAGCCAGCCAGCAAUUUUCCUCUCCUGAAGUACACUCUGUGUAUUUCCCCUUCUUCCACCAGGGGAGGAACUCUAGCUCUAGGCCUCAUAAUUAAAAACCGAGACGCUGAAAAUUCGGUAUUUGGGAAACAGUAAGUGGAAAACUUACCACUAGAAUACAAAUGCCAGCACUGAUGAGCUGUUGAGCUCAAGACACUCCCAAGACAGAGGCCCGAGCCUAUGCACAAACAUUCUAAAGAGGGUGCUGUGUAUAUCACAGUUACAGUCCUGGUGGGGAGACAGAUGGAAGCCUUUAGCUUGGAGGCUCCUCUAUGAAGAAUGCAUUUUUCAUCUUCCCUACAGGAUGAUACAGUUCUAGGGGAGGCUUCUGAAACCACUAAGCCGUGUUUCACUUCAUUCCUGCUGCUCCCUACUGCUCCCUCCCCCCUUCCUGAAACCCACUCCAGCUAGUAAAACUAUGCAGGGGUUUCCCUGAGGUCAGCAGAGAAAGAAAAGCAGUCAUAGUGUAGCUACUGUCCAGGAACAUUGCACCUUCUCCAUGGCUGCUACCGCAAACCUUUACCCCUGCUAGCUAACUUAGUUUCUUUGCAAAAAUAACACAUUACCUAGGCUGUACAGUUAUCGGGGCUUCCAGGCCCACUAUUGGCCAAUGCUACUGAAGCAGGAAUAUCUAGGGAUGAUUUUUCUACGCACUGCAUUAAAAACUAAACCAGGUCAAAUGUAUUUAGAAACAAGAUGUGUGAGGUAUUUUUGGUUUAUUUUUUGUCUGUUCAGAAGAAACUACUAAAUAAACUGGAUGCAUCUCUUGUU